Messenger RNA from Canis lupus familiaris (dog), 6162 nucleotides. RefSeq names its product kirre like nephrin family adhesion molecule 1 (gene KIRREL1). Gene Ontology annotation, molecular function: cell adhesion molecule binding. Gene Ontology annotation, cellular component: cell-cell junction. The record is from RefSeq and is a predicted model, not a curated record. NCBI's taxonomy places the organism in Eukaryota, Metazoa, Chordata, Mammalia, Carnivora, Canidae. The transcript has 15 exons. Bases 65 to 2383 code for a protein of 772 amino acids. Gene Ontology annotation, biological process: cell-cell adhesion.
UCCUCCCGCCCGCGCCCCGCGCCUGGCCGCCGAGUCGGGCCCCUGCGCGCGGGCGGCGGGCAGCAUGCUGAGCCUCCUCGUCUGGAUCCUCACUCUCUCCGACACUUUCUCGCAAGGGACCCAGACCCGCUUCAGCCAGGAGCCGGCCGACCAGACGGUGGUGGCGGGCCAGCGGGCCGUGCUCCCCUGCGUGCUGCUCAACUACUCGGGCAUCGUGCAAUGGACCAAGGACGGGCUGGCGCUGGGCAUGGGCCAGGGCCUCAAAGCGUGGCCACGGUACCGGGUCGUGGGCUCCGCGGACGCUGGCCAGUACAACCUGGAGAUCACGGACGCCGAGCUGUCCGACGACGCGUCCUACGAGUGCCAGGCCACGGAGGCCGCCCUGCGCUCGCGGCGGGCCAAGCUCACCGUGCUGAUCCCCCCCGAGGACACCAGGAUCGACGGCGGCCCCGUGCUCCUGCUGCAGGCCGGCACCCCGCACAACCUCACCUGCCGAGCCUUCAACGCCAAGCCGGCCGCCACCAUCAUCUGGUUCCGGGACGGGACGCAGCAGGAGGGCGCCGUGGCCAGCACGGAACUGCUGAAGGACGGCAAGAGAGAGACCACCGUCAGCCAGCUGCUCAUUAACCCCACAGACCUGGACAUCGGGCGCGUGUUCACCUGCCGCAGCGUGAACGAGGCCGUCCCGACUGGCAAGGAGACCUCCAUCGAGCUGGACGUGCACCACCCUCCCACGGUGACCCUGUCCAUCGAGCCACAGACGGUGCAGGAGGGCGAGCGUGUCGUCUUCACGUGCCAGGCCACGGCCAACCCCGAGAUCCUGGGCUACAGGUGGGCCAAGGGCGGGUUCGUGAUCGAGGACGCCCACGAGAGUCGCUACGAGACCAACGUGGACUAUUCCUUCUUCACGGAGCCGGUGUCCUGUGAGGUCCACAACAAAGUGGGCAGCACCAACGUCAGCACCUUGGUGAACGUGCACUUCGCCCCCCGGAUCGUCGUGGACCCCAAGCCCACGACCACAGACAUCGGCUCCGACGUGACGCUCACCUGCGUCUGGGUGGGCAAUCCCCCCCUCACCCUCACCUGGACCAAAAAGGAUUCAAACAUGGGGCCCAGGCCUCCUGGCUCCCCACCCGAGGCUGCUCUCUCUGCCCAGGUCCUGAGUAACAGCAACCAGCUGCUGUUGAAGUCCGUGACCCAGGCCGAUGCCGGCACCUACACCUGCCGCGCCAUCGUGCCUCGGAUCGGCGUGGCCGAGAGGGAGGUGCCCCUCUACGUGAAUGGGCCGCCCAUCAUCUCCAGCGAGGCGGUGCAGUACGCCGUCAGGGGCGACGGCGGCAAGGUGGAGUGCUUCAUCGGGAGCACGCCGCCCCCCGACCGCAUAGCCUGGGCAUGGAAGGAGAACUUCCUGGAGGUGGGGACCCUGGAGCGCUACACGGUGGAGCGGACCAACUCGGGCAGCGGGGUGCUGUCCACCCUCACCAUCAACAACGUCAUGGAGGCCGACUUUCAGACCCACUACAACUGCACGGCCUGGAACAGCUUUGGGCCGGGCACGGCCAUCAUCCAGCUGGAAGAGCGAGAAGUGCUGCCCGUGGGGGUCAUCGCGGGGGCCACCAUUGGCGCGGGCGUCCUGCUCACCUUCUUCUUCAUCGCCCUGGUGUUUUUUCUCUACCGCCGCCGCAAAGGCAGCCGCAAGGACGUGACCCUGCGGAAGCUGGACAUCAAGGUGGAGACCGUGAACCGCGAGCCACUCACGAUGCAUUCCGACCGGGAGGAUGACACUGCCAGCGUGUCCACUGCCACUCGGGUCAUGAAGGCCAUCUACUCGUCCUUCAAGGAUGACGUGGACCUGAAGCAGGACCUGCGCUGCGACGCCAUGGACACGCGGGAGGAGUACGAGAUGAAGGACCCCACCAACGGCUACUACAACGUGCGCGCCCACGAGGACCGGCCUGCGUCCCGGGCCGUGCUCUACGCCGACUACCGCGCCCCGGGGCCCGCGCGCUUCGACGGCCGCCCCGCCUCCCGCCUGUCGCACUCGAGCGGCUACGCGCAGCUCAGCUCCUACAGCCGCGCCCCCGCGUCCGACUUCGGGCCGGAGCCCCCCGCCGCCGGGCCCCCUAACGCCGCGGGCGCCGACGGGGCGGGCGCGCUGUCCUACGAGAACUACGACAAGUUCGGCCCGCACCCGUUCCCCGCGGCCGCCGGCUUCCCGGGCUACCGGCUGGGCUACCCGCAGGCGCCGGCCGGGCUGGAGCGGACCCCGUUCGAGGCCUACGACCCCAUCGGCAAGUACGCGACGGCCACGCGCUUCUCCUACACGUCGCAGCACUCGGACUUCGGGCAGCGCUUCCAGCAGCGCAUGCAGACGCACGUGUAGGCGCGCGCCCGGCCGGCGGCCCCGGCCUUCGGGGAGCGGGUCUCCCGGAAACACCCCGUCCCGAGGAUGGUGCUCCGCAAGCCCCGGCCUCCCGGGCCUGCCCUUCCCUCUUCUUCGGGAGGACGUGUCUCCUCCGACCUGUGCCCUCGCCCUGCGCCGGCGCGGCCCCGGGGAGCCAGGUGCUGGGGCGCGCGGGGCCCCGGGUGCGCAGGGGGCGCGCGCACGGGUGGGUGGAAACGCGGUGGCCCGGCCCGGCCCUCGCAGUCCCCUCCCGGGCUGCAGCUGCAGCGGGGACCUCGGGUCAGCGUUAGCGGGCGCGCCCCAGCUCGCAUCCAGCCCUCAUCCCGCUGCCACCCGCGCGCCCGUGGGGACACCUGCGCCUCGGCCUGCAGAGGAUCCAGAUUUCUCCAGUAGCUGCUUUCUUUCCCGUCCGUGCAGAGCCAGCCAGUUAGAUGGGGGGCGGCGGGGGGGGGGCACCGGGUGCUGACAGCCAGCCCCCCGGGACCCCUCUGCCCGAGCCCCUUCCUGCCCCGACGCCCGCAUCCCGGCUUCAACUCUGGGGCCUGUGCCAGCGGGUGGCAUCGGGGUGGGAUGCCACAGGCUAGGUUUCAAAGACAACAACAACAACAACAAAAAAAAACAAUGAAAACCUCAUUCGGGGAGACAAAAUAAAAGAGCUGUAGGGAGUCCCCGCUCCCGCCCCCGCGCAGAGCCCCGAUGGGAGGGAAAGGGGACACCCGUUCUCUGCUAGAUUCCCAGCACCGUCCAUUUACUCUGAAUUUCCAAGCACUUUGAAUCCAUUUUUAAACAUUCAGGUGGUAAGACCUGUCCGGAGGCUGUGACAGGCUCGGGGAGGGGCCCGGCCCUCAGGAGGCCGCCACUCGGGGGGCGCAGGCCGCAGUGUCCGGAGACAGCUUUGGGUUUGUUGUUGAGUCUUUUUUUUUUUUUUAAUUUUGUUUCUUGGACCAAUCAGAUUCCUCCUUUCACUUCCAGUGCCUUGAGUGUCCAGCUUCGGUCGAGGGCCCAGUGUGGGGGGCCACAGGGGACGGGUAUCGCCAGCCCCAGACACGCUGUCAGGUGUCGGCGGGAGAGGGGCCUGGAGGGGAGGGGAGGGCCGCCCCGGGCAGGUGGCGCAGGAGGGCACUGCAGGCAGUCACGCCCAUGCUGUCCCCACACGCACAUUCCACGCGGCCAUUCCCAGCCACCACCUCUGACCAAAGAGAACUGUGCCCCCACCCGGGCUCCCCGGCACCCGCGUGCUCUCUCUCGUGGUCACCACUCAUUAGUCCUGUUUGCUUUAACGACUUACAUGCUCAUCAGCCACGGGCCAUCGCCACCUUGCGGAUGGGUCUGCGGGGUGACAUUCCUCACCCGCCCUGGGAGGGACGGACCGGCUAAUGCCCAGCCCGUGGGCUGCCCCUGCGUGCCCCCCCCCCCCCCCCCCCCCCCCCCCCCCCCCGGCAGCCACAGGGGCUCCAGCUGUGCCUGCCCCUCCCCCGGGGCUGGCCCUCCCUCAGCGUCCCCCUGGGCGAGCCCGGGACAGGCCUGGGAAGGGUGCAGGUUCCCAUGCGGGUGGAUUCCUGCCUGGCCUGACGGUCGUCGCAGAAACAAGCCGCACGCAGCCCGGCCCGCUCACCUCUGAACACCACGAUGGCUUUUUUAAACACGAGCGUCCCAGAAACUGUUCAUUUGGACUCGGGGUUUGGCCGCAUUGUGACUCCUCCCUUCCUGUGUCAGUGCUGGGCCCACUCGGCCGAAACGAUGAUGCGGAGGCACCCGGGGUCUCUAGCCACUGGCCACCUCGGCUGACGGCUCGGGACCGUGGGUUUCCAGACACCUGUGAGCGGAGCCCCUUCCCUGCUCUGGGCACGGCUUGGGGGACCUCAGCGCCCCAGGCCCUCCCCGCCCCCCGCCUCUUGCAUGCUGGUCUGAUGGAGGGCUGCCAUCCUGGUCUUGCUGUUUGUUUGGGGAGGUGGAGGCCCAGCGCCAGGGUGGGGAGCGGGGGGCAGUACGCCAGCGGGGCAGGGGGCGCCGGAGGGGCUCCUCUGGGAGGGUGCUUUGGCUGUGGGCCUCUGGUUGGACGUGUGGGGGACACGCGCCUGCAGGGUGUUCUGGGGGCCGCAUGUGAGGUGGGUGUGGGGCGAUCUCUGGCCCCCGCCCGACUCCUGUGUGUGGCCAGGCCCGGGCGUGGGCUGCGUCCCCUGGUGCCCGGCUCCAGGCAGCCUGGACCAAGGGGAAGGGCCGCAGCCGCCCUCGCUGGGCGCGGAGAAGCCGGGGUGCCCCCAGCACACGGGGAGGUGAGCGCGCUGCCCCCUCCGUGCAGCCGAGAGACCCAGGAGGGUAGAGCGUUGUGACACAGACUCCGAAUGUCCCAGAGGCAGGUGCGACUCUGGGGGAGCUGCAGGGGCUGCCCUGGUGGGGGCCCAGCCCCAGGGUGGUGGUGAGCUCAGGCAGGGGCCCGCAGGGGCGGGGUGCCCUGCCUGGGGAGGGAAGGUCAGCUUGACCCGCCUGCGGGCCCCCCCGCGCCCCUCUUGCCCGACGCAUUGAGAGGGGCAUCUGGGACAGAGCCCCCGUGCCCCCCGCUCUGUGCGGCCCUGCGCUCCUCAGGAUGGAGCCAGGCGGGCUGUGGGGACCCCUGCCCCUGCAUGUCCAGGCCCAGACCUGGCUCCCCACGGCUGCCCCAUCCAUGUGGUGUUCUUCUGCGGGCCCUUCCCGUUAGGGAGUCACGGCGUGUGGAACCGGCAGGGAGCCGGGGACACUCACGCACUCAUCAGGGGACAGUGCUGGGACAGGCGUGUUUCUGUGAAGAAGCUACAAAGCUCGACUUAGCUCCCCCCUCCCUGGUUCCCCCCACAGCACCUGCCCGCCUGGCCUCCCUGUGCUGCCUUGGGCUCCCUCUGCCAGGUGCGCGGCCAGGUGCGCGGGUGUGCGGCCAGGUGCAUGGGGCCAGGUGCUUGGCCAGGUGCGCGGGACCAGGUGCUUGGCCAGGUGCCCGGGGCCAGGUGCGCGGGGCCAGGUGCGCGGCCAGGUGCGCGCGGGGGCGGGGCGGGGUCAGGCCCGCCGAGCAUCACUGUGAGGGGGGCUCCAGGCCCCGUCCCUGGAGAAACCAUUGCUGCGCAGCAGUCACAGGCCAUAUGGGCGGCUCUGGUACAAGCCUGCCCUGAAAAAUAAUAACGGUAAUAAUAAUAAUAAUGUUAGUAGCUCCGAUUGCGUAGAACUGUCACAUUCCCGCCAGCCUCCUGCCCCUGCCCCUGGCCUCCCGCCCGCCGCAACCCCUGGCCUUCGCUGGGGUGGUGGGCCUGCGGCCUUCUACCUGUGUCUGGGGGUCAGGUGUGCCCCCGCCCCUGGGAACGCCCCCACCGGGGACGGAGCAGCCGAGCGGCCGUGCAGUCCCACUGGGCGCCGCCUGGUAGCGGCCGGACCCGGGGGGGAGGGGGGGCGCCCCGUUCGCCGGGAGGGGGGCUGCGCUCUCCGCCCCGACCAGCCUGGGGUCACGGCCUCCACUCCCGGCUCCGGCUGCAUUUUGUCCUCCCGAACCCCAAUAAUAAACGGAUCCAUGAUGACGAUUAAGAGAAGAGAGAAAAGAAUAUUAUUUUUGUUAGGACAGACCAUCGUAGGUUUUUAGCAACGUGUGUCUGUGUGCCCUCACGCCUUUUCCUACUCUGUUUUCAUUUUCCUUUUUUUUAAAUAUUAUGUACUAUAUUUUUAGUCUCAAACACACUAUAUAUUAUAUAUAUUUAAUUUUUUUAUAUAUAUAAAUAUAAAUGUUUUAAAAAGUA